Acanthocheilonema viteae is the source of this 1092-nucleotide messenger RNA. Lineage: Eukaryota; Metazoa; Nematoda; Chromadorea; Rhabditida; Onchocercidae. The record is from the annotation of a GenBank genome assembly.
AAUUUGAAAGAAAAUGAUGGAAAGGAAGAGGAAUACGUGAAAGCACAACCAGGGAAUCAUCUUGAAUUUCAUGAUGUAAAAUCGGAAAAGAUUCAAGAAGCACCAAAAAAAGAGGGAUGCUGUCAAAUUUGCAUGCUAUUUCUGAAAUUUACUGGUAUGUUUUGCUAUUUCUUUUGUUGUCCACCAAUACCAGAAAUGAUUGUUCGAAAACUAGCAUUUCAUCCGCUAAAUAAAGGAAAAACAUAUGUUGCAUGCGGAAUGGAUGCGCACAAUAAUCUUGUAAGAACAAAUAAUGCUAAAAAGGCAUCUCAACUUAAAUCACUGAAAUUUGAAAUACAGCAACUCGAUGAAGGAUCACUAAUUUUAACGGAAAAUGUUGAAAUGUCAAUAAUUAGAACAAGACGCAGCUCAUAUUUACCAAUUUUGAGAAUCAGCAAUAAUUUAUCAAGUGAUAAGUGUGAAAAGUUGGUUGUAUUGUUUUCGCAACCAAACAGCUCUGAUUUGGGAUGCUUUUUUCGGCCGCAAGGACUUAAUUUUAGCCAUAUAUCUGAACUGUUGAAAGUUGAUUUGUAUGUUUAUGAUUAUUCCGGAUAUGGUAUUAGCACUGGUAGUCCAUCAGAAAAAAACAUUUAUGCUGAUAUUGAAGCCGCAUAUAAAUAUGUUUCUGAAUCUCAAGGACCACAUGUUCGAAUUGCAUUACUUGGUUACAGUAUUGGUACAGUACCAACGGUUUAUAUGGCUUCCAAACAUCCGCCAAAUCUUUGUGGAAUAGUACUCGUUGCACCGUUUGCAUCUGCUCUAAGAUUGUUCAUUAAUACCAAUGAAACAUCUUGCAUGGAUCGAUUUUUAAGUUACGAUAGAGCACCAGAAGUUAAUGUUCCUGUAUUAAUUUGUCACGGUUGCAUGGAUGAUGUCAUACCAAAAAGUCACAGUGAAAUAUUGGUGAAACGAUUUCCACGUGCUGUUCCACCAUUUUAUAUAGAAGAAGCUAAUCAUUUGAGCAUAUUUUCCAGAGAGCAUCUUUCUGUAUUUUUUCGAAUUCACUAUUUUCUACUUAACGAAACUGAUUCAUUGCAAGCUGAAGUCAUAUGA